Messenger RNA from Daphnia magna, 696 nucleotides. RefSeq lists its product as uncharacterized. The record is from RefSeq and is a predicted model, not a curated record. Lineage: Eukaryota; Metazoa; Arthropoda; Branchiopoda; Diplostraca; Daphniidae. The transcript is spliced from 3 exons. The coding region runs from base 197 to 604 and encodes 135 amino acids.
UGCCCAUUCCCUUCGAACGACUAUAAACUGCAAACGGAAAACCUUUUCGAUUCGGAUCUUUUAGGUUACCACUACCUAAUUUCCUAUCCUCAAUGAAUCGUCCAAGGUCUGAUUUUACUGCGAUGAAUCGACAGGAAAUUAGUGACAGUUGAGAACUGGGCGUCGUGACACCCAACCGAACUGCAGGAAUUUUUGUAUGCGAGUGUUCAACGUCCGUGAACUGGUACAUUUCUUGCUCGUGAUGUUUGAUUUGAAACUGUGUCAAUGUGUGACGUCGUCGAUGAAUUUCGAGAACGAACUGCUGGUUCUUCAAGACGGAAGGAAAGUUUUGCCAGUGAUUUUCAUUUUUGAAAAAAGGCUUCCUUUUUGCAACCGAACAAAGAUCGGAAUGACAACGACACCCUGCGUGAAUUCAACAAAGUCAAGAAGAAACGUAACUGGGGAGCCUUUCAAUCAUUUCGUCUUUGCCUGCAGCUAUGACGACGCCAUCAUAAAAGGAGUAUUGGGAGGGGAGCACGAGGACAGCCCUUUCCAACAUCUUUGGAUAUUUCAUUCUAAUGGAAUUGUGCUAGCCGGGGUUCGAAUAAAUUGCACCUUGAACUAGUCGCUGUUUCGAGACAAUGAACGUGUCACGCAAAUGUUUCUGUUUUUAUUUGAAAGAUUCCAAGCCAAAAAUAAAAAGAAUAUGAAAGAAGA